AUGGAAGCAGGGCCACGUGGCCUGGGAGACAUACAGAGAUGCAGCUCACCACUGCAGGGAGGAAAUCCAUGUGGCCAAAGCUCAAUUGGGGCUGAAGCUGCCAAUACUGUGGUGGGCAAUAAGAAUAAAUUCUUUAAGUACAUUAAUAGCAAAAGGGAAUGUAGAAAUUACAUCAGCCCAUUACAGGAUGAAGAUGGUCACUUCAUAAACAGGGAUGUAGAAAAGGCAGAGUUGUUUAGUGCUUCCUUUUCCUCUGUCUUCAACACUGAUGGCAGGCCAAAUGGGACCCAGUGCUCUGAGCUGGAGGAUGAUAACUGCAAGACCAUUACACUCCCAGCUGACUCUGGUGCUGUGGGGGUUCUGCUCCUCCAGCUGGAGCAGAUAGAUGAUGGGAUUCAUCCUAGGAUGCUUAAGGAGUUGGCUGAUGUCAUUGCAGGGCCUCUCUCAAUGAUUUUUCAACAGUCUUGGGAAUCUGGAGAGGUCCUGCUGGUCUGGAAGAAUUUAGUGAAAUGGUCUCAAUUUUUAUUUUUUUUUAUUGUAGGUUUCAUAUAUACUGGAGAAGUUGUGCAUCGAAUGCUAACAGCUACCCAAUAUAUUGCACCCUUAAUGGCAAAUUUUGACCCCAGUGUGUCAAGAAAUUCAACAGUCAGAUACUUUGAUAAUGGCACAGCACUAGUUGUCCAGUGGGACCAUGUACAUCUGCAGGAUAAUUACAACCUGGGCAGUUUCACUUUUCAGGCCACCCUUCUCAAUGAUGGGCGUAUCAUUUUCGGCUACAAAGAAAUUCCUGUGGCAGUGACACAGAUCAGUUCAACCAACCAUCCAGUGAAAGUAGGACUUUCAGAUGCAUUUGUGGUCGUGCACAGGAUCCAGCAAAUUCCCAAUGUCCGUAGAAGAACAAUUUAUGAAUACCACAGGGUGGAGCUACAGAUGUCAAAGAUUACCAAUCUCUCAGCUGUUGAAAUGAUACCUCUUCCAACUUGUCUCCAGUUUACCAGCUGUGGUCCCUGUGUCACUGCCCAGAUUGGUUUCAACUGCAGCUGGUGCAAUAAACUCCAAAGGUAA
Messenger RNA from Acanthisitta chloris (rifleman), 1065 nucleotides. Its product is annotated as plexin domain-containing protein 2-like. Lineage: Eukaryota; Metazoa; Chordata; Aves; Passeriformes; Acanthisittidae. Bases 1 to 1065 code for a protein of 354 amino acids. The record is from RefSeq and is a predicted model, not a curated record. The transcript has 6 exons.